AUGCCCAGAAUCAAGACAAAUAGGACAAGAAAGGCCCCUGAUGGGUUCGAUAAAAUCGAAGAAACUCUAAGAGAAUUUGAAAUACAACUUAAAGAAAUUCAAAACAAGAAGACGUCCAAAUUAAGUGCCAAUUCUAAGGAAAACGAAUGGGAGAUUAUGAGAAUCAACAACGAACGGUCUAGAUACGUGUAUAGUUUAUUUUACAAAAGGAAAGCAAUCUCCAGGGACCUAUAUGAAUGGUUAUUGAAGGAGAAAUAUGCAGACAAAUAUCUUAUUGCAAAGUGGAAAAGAAAAGGUUAUGAAAAAUUAUGUUGUAUCCGUUGCAUUCAAACCGAUGAAACGAUACAGGGCAAAACAUGUAUAUGUAGAGUGCCUAGAAUUCAACUCGAGAACGAAUCAUCUAGACAAGAGAAUAAAGUAACAUUCCAGCAAUGUGUUCACUGUGGCUGUAGCGGUUGUUCAAGCACAGACUGA
Vanderwaltozyma polyspora DSM 70294 is the source of this 474-nucleotide messenger RNA. It is a transcript of the gene BUD31, whose product is annotated as U2 snRNP complex subunit BUD31. Gene Ontology annotation, biological process: mRNA splicing, via spliceosome. The transcript has a single exon. NCBI's taxonomy places the organism in Eukaryota, Fungi, Ascomycota, Saccharomycetes, Saccharomycetales, Saccharomycetaceae. The coding region runs from base 1 to 474 and encodes 157 amino acids. Gene Ontology annotation, cellular component: spliceosomal complex; nucleus. The record is from RefSeq and is a predicted model, not a curated record.